Messenger RNA from Saitoella complicata NRRL Y-17804, 618 nucleotides. Its product is annotated as dynactin, subunit p25. The coding region runs from base 1 to 618 and encodes 205 amino acids. The record is from RefSeq and is a predicted model, not a curated record. The transcript is spliced from 2 exons. Lineage: Eukaryota; Fungi; Ascomycota; Saitoellomycetes; Saitoellales; Saitoellaceae.
AUGGCUUCUUCUCAGUCAGGUUAUAUCAUCACAGAUACUGGGAAUAAAGUAUCUCGGAAAGCGGAGAUCCUGGGGUUGCGCAACAUUGUGUUGGGCGGGAAGACCAUCAUCAAACCCAACGUCCAGAUUCGCGGGGACCUCGUGCGAGUUAGUGCGAGCGGCGGCGGAGCAAUCAGUGUUGCAAUUGGACGUUAUUGUCUGUUAGAUGAUGGCUGUCUUAUCAAACCGCCGGCAAAACCCUAUAAGGGUCAACUCUCUUACUAUCCUAUCAAAAUUGGUGACCAUGUCCAUAUCGGAGCCAACACGACUAUUGAAGCAGCGCAGAUCGGCUCAAACGUGAUAAUUGGCAAGAACUGCAUCAUCGGCAAAUUCGCCAUCAUCAAAGACUGUGUCCGGAUUGAUGAUAACACGCACAUACCAGCUGGGAUGGUCAUUCCGCCCUUGAGUUUAGUGAGUGCAAGGCGCAAGGGUGGCCCUAAACCUGAGGAUGAAACGGGCAGGUAUGCUGGUGUGAUCCAUGGUAUAGGAGAGGUUGUGGAGGAGCUGCCAGAGGUCACGCAGCUGUUGAUUGAUGCAGAGACGAGGGAUUUCUACACUGCUUGGAAACCGGAACAAUGA